Molecule: messenger RNA, 4042 nt
Organism: Amphibalanus amphitrite
Lineage: Eukaryota; Metazoa; Arthropoda; Thecostraca; Balanomorpha; Balanidae
Product: equilibrative nucleoside transporter 1-like
Exons: 11
Coding region: 349-1779 (476 amino acids)
Biological process (GO): nucleoside transmembrane transport
Cellular component (GO): plasma membrane
Molecular function (GO): nucleoside transmembrane transporter activity
Source: RefSeq, a predicted model, not a curated record
UUGACUCGAUUAACACCUGUAAGGUUGCUGCAAGGUAUUAUAGUUUUAAAGACGGCGGUUCGCGCCUGGCGAUAAUAAUUCGGUAUUGCGAGGGCUUUGUUCUGGUAAUUUUGCUUCAGCUACAUUGUUGGCACACGUUUGGCACUGGAGGCUUCCUCUCAGGUCGGCCGGACUUUGCCGCGCCGAAUCUUGGCCGGCUAUCUGAGACCACGGUCGGUCGGUCGGCCGUCCCAUGAGCCCGGCCACUCCGCCCGCCGCCGCCGUGGGGACACCCAGUGACUGAGGCGCGCCGAGCUGUCGUGUGAGGAGAUCCUGCUGACCGGGCCCGACCGGUCCGCCCGCCCGGCCAUGGAGUCGCCGCGGAGAAAGAGUCUGGAGCCGCGGAAGAGUCUGGAGGCGCACAGUCUGGAGCAGCGCCGAGACUCGGCCGUGGCGGCCGCCUGGGGCCGGCUCAGCAUCACAUCGCUCCAGGCCAAGGCAGAGCAAGCGGCCGACGACGAGCCGCCCUCGUCGACAGUGAUUUACUGCAUCUUCUACCUCCUCGGCAUGGGCACGCUGCUGCCCUGGAACUUUUUCAUCACCGCUGACUCGUACUGGAACUACAAGUUCCGGAACGUGACCAGUGACAGCACCGACGACACGGAGCCGACCGAACUGCAGUACAACUUCUUCGGCUACCUGAGCGUGGCCUCCAUGGUGCCCAACACCAUCUUCCUCACACUGAACGCUGUGCUCGGCCACAACAUCAAGCAGCAGGUGAAGCUGGUGUCGUCGCUGAUGCUGGUGAUUGUGUUUUUCAUCAUCACCACUGUGCUGGUGCCCAUCGACUCUGACGACUGGCAAAACACCUUCUUCGCAGUCACCAUGGUCAUGGUGGUCAUACUCAACAUGGGCGCCGCGGUGUUCCAGGGCGGUCUGUUCGGUCUGGCCGCCCAGUUCCCGGCCCGCUACCUGUCUGCCGUCAUAUCAGGACAGGCGCUGGGAGCCGUGUUCGCCUGUGUGGCCAGGAUCGUCUCUAUAGCUGUAUCAUCUGGCCAGGACCCAGACUCCGCGGCCGUCAACUCGGCGCUGGUCUACUUUAUCCUGGCUGACGUGACGCUGGUCGUCUCCAUCGCCUGCUACGUCUGGAUGUCUCGCAUGUCGUUUUACGAGUACUACACGCGGGCGUCCCGGCUCACGUCUGCCACCGAUGACGAGUCUGUGGCACGGGCCGACUCAGAGACACCCAACGACAUCUCCGUCUGGAGAAUCUUCCUCAAGAUCAAGUGGUACGCGCUCUCCGUGUGUCUGGUGUUCGUCGUGACGCUGGCGCUGUUCCCGGCGGUGACGGCCAAAAUCAUCCCCAAACGACAGGAGGACGGCGACCCAAACACGUGGACGAGGGACUACUUCGUUCCCGUGUGCUGUUUCCUCCUGUUCAACGGCUGUGACUACAUCGGCCGGAUCCUCGGCGGCUUCACCGUCUGGCCCAAGAUGAACCACUGGUACCUGGUGCUGGGGUUCACGCUGUUGCGGUUCGCCUUCUUCCCGCUGUUCAUGUUCUGCAACAACGGCCAGAAGAACCUGAGCAUUGUGUUCGAGGAGGACGCCUACUACAUCGUGUUUAUGGUGGUGUUCGGCCUGUCGAACGGCUACCUCUCCACCCUCUGCAUGAUCUACGGGCCCAGUCUGGUGGAGCCGGAGGAGCAGAACACGGCCAGUUCUAUGAUGGCCGCCUUCCUCGGCCUCGGAUUGUGCUUGGGCGCUCUUCUAAGUAACCUGUCCAUCAGUCUGCUCUGACCUCCAUCGGUCUGCUUUAACCGAGACGGAGGCAGGACGGACGGUCAGUCGGCCCUAGUCGGACUGAGGUAAUGUUGCGCGGUGCGAGGUACGCAGACGCCGCGAAAUGUCAGUCGCUGUGAGACUCGUGACUGAGGUUCUACUGAGCAGGGGCUACCCGUCCGCACUGACUGGCCACAGGACGCCACUGGAUGAUAAUGAUAGGGGUGGGUCUAGCCGCGGCGACCCGAUGUUGUGAGGAGAGUCGGCACGGUCGAAGCGUGCUGCUGCCCCAGUCGCGACGACGGCGUCUGCUUUUUUAUUCCACGGGCGGUGACAACCUUACCGGUAGCGGCCGGUGCCGGGUAUUGCGAACUUGCCGGCGGUAUAUCGGAGUGUUUUUGAAGGCGUACUGAGCUUAUGAGGUCAGACUGCAGAGCGGUCAGGUCGGAGUUGAUCAGGGCUCUAUCGUAGUGCCUGUGCUAUUUAAUUUUACACGACUUAUCAAAUGAUCGUGAGUUCCUGCUAGAUUUCUGUUUUACUGCCCUUUGAACAAGUUAAGGGGAAUGUACCAUUGUACAUAUAGGUACCAAUUACUAUUUUGUGUGCAUGGUUACCCGGCAAUAGGUAUGCACCUUAGGUCCGAAUUAAAUUGUACAACAAUCGUCGGCGAUCUCACGUCCAGACUUGUAAACGAUUCAAAAAAUUCAAUCAAUUCAAUCACGACUCACUUGAUGAAAUGACCGAUUCAAUCAUAACUCAAUCAAACAGUCUGAUUUUCCAAGCGAUUCAAUCACGACUCAUGGACCUUGUGAUUCAACUCAAUCACGACUCAUCCCAUUAUCAGUGAUUCAGGGAAUGACUCAACUCAUGAUUUGACUCAACGCGAUUCAAUCAAGAUGUUAUAUAAAAUAUAUACAUAUGUGAUAUCAAUUUAAGACAUUUUUGGAAACUGAUACCAAACAGAUAUCAACCAAAUACACUAGGAAAAUACAAAAAAAAAACAUAGAAAAGUACUAAAUCUAUGCUUGCUCACAAAUGUCCUGAUGAAACAGGGUAUUGAAAAUAUAAAGAUUAGCAUGGUAUCUAAAACAUGUGUGUUGAGCACUGAACUCUAUAAUGAGCGUGAGGUGUUGAGCAAUGUGCACCUGCUUACUGCUACUGUUAACUUGAUUACUAUACUGAUUUUAGGGCACUGGAAAGAAACUUUACAUUCAUUUUUUCAUCUUCAUGCAUUGACAUUUAUGUAUAAUUUUGUGUUUACAGUUUGAUUAAAAACUUAAAACCAAAUUUUUAUGUUUUUUCAAUACUGAUAGCUAUGCGCAUUUAUAAUACUGACAAAAUAGGUACCUAAAAAUUUUGCAGUGCAUUGUGUGUGACUAUGAUGCAAAUGCCACAUAUAUUUCCACAUAAUAUAGUACUAAAUAUGGUCAUAACUUCAAUUUCCAGCACAUGGUGAUUGAAUCAUUUUGUUAAUUGAAUCAACUUGAAUCGAUGAGUUGCCGAUUCAAUCACUUGCAGUUGCCAUGUGUGACCGAUUCAAUCAGGAUUCAUAUGGUGACAAGAGGUGAUUCAACCGACUCAAUCACAGUGAGUCGGCAUUUUCAAGCGAUUCAUGAGAAUCGAUUCAAUCAGAGUUGAAUCCCUUACAAGUCUGCUCACGUCACCGCGCUACGUUGCCAUCGUCUGUUGAUACCGUAAAGGUCCUUUGACGUUUAACCAGAGUCGAAGUCGCUGGCCGCACACUUUCUAUCCGCGGUCAGCGCUGUACUUACAUAAUUUUCUAACCCCAACGUUUACCGGGAGUCGAACCAAAGCAUUUGUGUGGAGCGGGGAUCGUGUUGUGCGCAGGGGACAUCAAACGACAGUAGAUAGCUGCCGCCUGUUGGUCGCAUUUGCGUCAUCCGCAAAUCGUCGGAUGGCGACACUACUAUUACGGUGUAUUGUUGAAAUGUGCAUAUGUCAGAAAUGGUGUUUAAGGAGCUGUGAUCGCACAAAACGCGACACCCGUAUCAUCCAUGGUCGUUAUUCCACACAAUGCUGCUGAAUGUCUGCGGAUUCGACCACAGCAGGGCCGCGGGGGCAGCCUCGGACCAACUCAUGGGACCAGUGCCUUACCUUGCGGGCCUCCAGGGCUAAGCGCUCAUACAGUACAAGGCGAGUCAUUUUUCCGCGCGCUCCUGUGAGGAUGGGCAACAGUGCUUUUGUGGGAAUGCGUUGGCGUAUAUUGCAGUGCGUGAUAUGAUAUUUAAUAGCCGAACCGAAUACAUGGUUAUCCCACCGA